CCCAUCCUAGGCUGCAGCUCUGGAUACUUGUUGGAAGGUGCUGACCUCCAAUCCUGCCUGCUUUGGGCCUGUAAUCGCCAUCCCUGCUUGCUUCCCUGCCAGCAACAGGGGGAACCAAGUAGGCAGGCAGCCAGCAACCAGGGAUAGCGGGUGCGGCGCUCCUAAUGCUCCGCAGGGGUGGGGCGUCCCCCUCCCCACAUAGCCGCACAGUCAGGCCAGUGGGAGGAGCUGCCCGUGCCCCCCCUGAGCCCGCAGGACUAUAAAGCCGCCUCCAAGCGGUCUGCAGCUCCUGGACCAACUCUGCCAGCGGUGACUGCCCAUCGGCCGCCAUGAGCCACCCGUCGGGCCUCCGGGCCACCUCCUACCGCCGCACCUUCGGGCCACCGCCUUCACUGUCCCCCGGGGCCUUCUCCUACUCGUCCAGCUCCCGCUUCUCCGGCAGCCGCCUGCUGGGCUCGGCGUCCUCCAGCUCCUCCGCUCGCCUGGGCAGCUUCCGUGUCCCCCGGUCCAGCGCGGGUGCUCUCCUGCGCCUGCCCUCGGAGCGCCUCGACUUCUCUAUGGCCGAGGCCCUAAACCAGGAGUUCCUGGCCACGCGCAGCAACGAGAAGCAGGAGCUGCAGGAGCUCAACGACCGCUUCGCCAACUUCAUUGAGAAGGUGCGCUUCCUGGAGCAGCAGAACGCGGUCUUGCGCGGGGAGCUGAGCCAGGCCCGGGGCCAGGAGCCGGCGCGCGCCGACCAGUUGUGCCAGCAGGAGCUGCGCGAGCUGCGCAGGGAGCUAGAGCUGCUGGGCCGCGAGCGCGACCGGGUGCAGGUGGAGCGCGACGGGCUGGCAGAGGACCUGGCGGCGCUCAAGCAGAGGCUGGAGGACGAGACACGCAAGCGGGAGGACGCUGAGCACAACCUCGUGCUCUUCCGCAAGGACGUGGACGACGCCACCCUCGCCCGCCUGGAGCUAGAGCGCAAGAUCGAAUCUCUGAUGGAUGAGAUUGAGUUCCUCAAGAAGCUGCACGACGAGGAGCUGCGAGACCUUCAGGUGAGCGUGGAGAACCAGCAGGUGCAGCAGAUCGAGGUGGAGACGACCGUGAAGCCCGAGCUGACAGCGGCGCUGAGAGACAUACGCGCACAAUACGAGAGCAUCGCGGCGAAGAACCUGCAGGAGGCAGAGGAAUGGUACAAGUCCAAGUACGCGGACCUGUCCGACGCCGCCAACCGGAACCACGAAGCCCUGCGCCAGGCCAAGCAAGAAAUGAACGAGUCCCGACGCCAGAUCCAGAGCCUGACGUGCGAGGUGGACGGACUGCGAGGCACGAACGAAGCCCUGCUCAGACAGCUGCGGGAGCUGGAGGAGCAGUUUGCUCUGGAGGCCGGAGGGUACCAGGCCGGCGCCGCGCGCCUGGAGGAGGAGUUGCGACAGCUAAAAGAGGAGAUGGCGCGACACCUGCGCGAAUACCAGGAGCUCCUCAACGUCAAGAUGGCCCUGGACAUCGAGAUUGCCACCUACCGGAAGUUGCUGGAGGGCGAGGAGAGCCGGAUCUCCGUGCCAGUCCAUUCCUUUGCGUCCUUAAAUAUAAAGACUACUGUGCCUGAAAUGGAGCUUCCCCAGGACAGCCACAGCCGGAAGAUGGUUUUGAUCAAGACCAUUGAGACCCGGGACGGGGAGGUGGUGACAGAAUCCCAGAAGGAGCAGCGCAGUGAACUGGACAAGUCUACUCACAGCUAUUGAACCCAUUGGUCCAGAGCUCCCUGACCCUGCCCUAAACCUACUCUAAGCCCACACCCUAACACCAGUCCUGAAUGGGUCUCCUCUCCCUCUGCAUGUGUCUAAGGGAUGGUACACUUCCCUGGCCUGUAGCCAAGCCCUACCCAGCCUGCAGUGGCUGGGCUUCUCCCUGCCUUACAUAUAGAUAUGACCCAUAUCUUCCCCUUUUCUCAUCCUGAUAAGAAGCCAAUGGUCCCCAGGUCCAAUCUACUCCUGCCAUGAUCCCAUGAUCAGUGGGGUGGGCCAGGGUCUGAGUUUCACUUUCAAAUCAAAUAAAACUGCUGUCAAGAGAAA
Messenger RNA from Rhinolophus ferrumequinum (greater horseshoe bat), 2054 nucleotides. It is a transcript of the gene PRPH, whose product is annotated as peripherin. Lineage: Eukaryota; Metazoa; Chordata; Mammalia; Chiroptera; Rhinolophidae. Gene Ontology annotation, molecular function: structural molecule activity. The record is from RefSeq and is a predicted model, not a curated record. Gene Ontology annotation, cellular component: plasma membrane; axon; type III intermediate filament. Bases 330 to 1724 code for a protein of 464 amino acids. The transcript has 9 exons.